This is a messenger RNA of Momordica charantia (bitter melon), 1690 nucleotides long. RefSeq names its product aluminum-activated malate transporter 8-like. NCBI's taxonomy places the organism in Eukaryota, Viridiplantae, Streptophyta, Magnoliopsida, Cucurbitales, Cucurbitaceae. The record is from RefSeq and is a predicted model, not a curated record. Gene Ontology annotation, biological process: malate transport.
CCUCUCUCAAAGCUUCAAGGUUUCUGGCUAUGGAGAACAUCAAGACAGCACCCACCAAGCUGAAGAACAAGGCCAUGGAGGUGGCCAUGAGAAUCAAAAAGCUUGGACAAGAUGAUCCAAGAAGAAUUAUUCACUCCAUCAAAGUUGGAGUGGCUCUCACUUUGGUCUCCUUGUUCUACUAUUGGAGGCCUCUCUAUGAUGGCUUUGGGGCAUCUGGAAUUUGGGCAGUUAUCACAGUUGUGGUCAUCUUUGAAUUCACUGUAGGUGCUACCCUUAGUAAAGGUCUGAAUAGAGGUUUGGGAACUUUGUUGGCUGGUGCUUUGGGAGUGGGAGUUGACCAUUUAGCCAAUCUCUCUGGACACAAGGGAGAGCCCAUUGUUUUGGGCAUCUUUGUUUUUCUAAUAGCUGCAGCAGCAACAUUCUCAAGGUUCUUCCCAGGGAUCAAAGCAAGAUAUGACUAUGGAGUGCUGAUAUUCAUACUGACUUUCAGUAUGGUUUCGGUUUCGGGGUAUCGGGUCGACGAGUUCGUGACGAUGGCUCAACAGAGACUGUCCACUAUUCUUGCUGGUGGAGCAAUCUGCAUCAUGAUCUCCAUCUUAAUUUGCCCAGUUUGGGCUGGCGAAACUCUUCACAACUCGGUUGCUUCCAAUAUAGACAAGUUGGCCAAUUACCUUGAAGGAUUUGGUGGGGAAUAUUUUCACUGUUUUGAAGAUGAAGAUCAGCAAGUUACUGCCAAGGAAAAAGACAAGUCAUUCCUUCAAGGAUACAAAACUGUCCUUAAUUCUAAAAGCAUGGAAGAUUCCAUGGCAAAUUUUGCAAGAUGGGAGCCAAGACAUGGCAACUUUAACUUUCGCCACCCAUGGAAACAAUACUUGAAAAUUGGAUCUUUCGCUCGGCAGUGUGCCUACCACAUUGAAGCUCUCAAUUCCCACCUUUCCCCUCGACUUCAAGCCCCAUCCGAAUUCCGAAGAAUGAUUGAAGCUCCAUGCAAGGCCCUGAGUUCAGAAUCAGGAAAGGCCUUGAAAGCAUUGGCCACAGCGAUGAAGACGAUGGCCGAUCCAUCGUCUUCGUCCCAUCGACAUCUAAACGCCGCUAAAUCUGCCAUCAACGAUCUUAAAGACGCGCUCAAAUCCGCCACUGCACUAAUCUCAAACGAUCCCUCUUCUUCAAAUGAUCUUCUGGCAAUAAUUCCAGACGCAACCGUGGCUUGCAAAUUGAUCGAGAUCGUUAAAUCUGUGGAGAAUUUGUCUGAGUCAGUGGGCGAACUUUCUGUGAAAGCCCAUUUCAAGAAAGUUGAAGCAACUGUUUCGCCAGAGAAGCCUCAGUUGCUUCAUAAAGGAACCAUAAAACCAGUUGCAGAAGUAGAAGAGGAACUGCCCCAUGUUGUUAUUACAGUGGAAGAUUGUUCUCCAGAAAAAGAGGGUUCUUCAGGCACCAAAUCGUUGCCAACAUGAAGAUGGAUUUGUAAAUAACAAAGGGUUUUAAUGGGGGUUUUGGUUUUUGAUUCAAUCUUUGUUUUGUUGAGAUUGAGAAUUUGUUUGUAGGGAAAAAAAAACCUUUGGAGGUGAAGUAGGGUUAUUUUUAUUGGGUUGUGUCCUACUUUUACCAAGGAUGGGGUUUUUUUGUUGUUGUAAUCUAAAAAUCUAUGCAUUAUGUUAAUGUAACGAACUGAGUGAUUAUUUGGAUGAAA